Molecule: messenger RNA, 1065 nt
Organism: Trichosporon asahii var. asahii CBS 2479
Lineage: Eukaryota; Fungi; Basidiomycota; Tremellomycetes; Trichosporonales; Trichosporonaceae
Exons: 2
Coding region: 1-1065 (354 amino acids)
Source: RefSeq, a predicted model, not a curated record
AUGUCUCGCCGCGGCGAGCUCAGCAGUCCUCCGCCAGCAGAGCUGGAACAGUUUGCGGCCGCCUGCCGCGCGUUCUACUUCUCCCUCACGCCGCCCGAGGGUGCCGCGGACGCCAUCAGUCGUAUCCUCGCGAACCUGCCGCCCGCCCACCGGGCGACCUACACUCGUCUGCAGAGCCAGCUCCGGUCGCAAGCCCACCUGCACCACCUGCGCGUGCGUAUCAGCACGCUUCAUGCUCUACUCUCAGCGACAUCGCCAGGCGGCAGCCUCUCGCAUGCCGCGCGCGCAGAGCCCGGAGGACCCAGAGCAAGGGCGGAGCGGUUCGAGCGCGCAGCGCACUUCGUGCGCACGUGGGGAGCAGCCAGCGGCGGUCUCGAGCCCUUCUUCCGUGGGCUGUGGAGCGUGAUUCGCGUCCAGAGCAGGCCGAAGGGAGGCGCAGGCGACAAGCGAGUCGUGUGGGAGGUCGACGACGCCAUCUUGCUCGAGUCCGGCGGACCAGAGUUCAUGCACGAGGCGGUCACGACGCUGAAGGGCGUGCUCGGGUUUGAGGAGCGCGCGCUCGAGGCGCCCCCGAGCUUGAGGCGGCACAGCGGCGUCGAAGCGCCGCGCCCCUCCCCCGCCCGUCUCGCGGCGCGCGCGUCUGGGACGCCCCUGGACAUGGACGGCGACGACGCGGCAGCGGAGGAAGCGGACCUUAACCGGCCGCGGUUCCGUCUGUGGGUGUUUCCCGCCUACAUCUCCGACGAGGAGGCCGAGGACCUGCUCUCCCUCUUCCCCACCUUCAGGACACGGGGGAAGAAGGCCGACGCGCGCCUGCCCACGCCGACAGCGCCGAACGAGAAGUCGCUCGAGGAAGGACUCGGCGCCAACGAGCGCUGGCGGCAGACGCAGAUCGAGGGCCAGACGCUCCUCACGCCUAGGGAGGAGUGUGAGGACGCCCUCGGCGUGCUGAGGAGUGGCACGGGACGUAUGUGGGCCGGCGACGAGAAGAGGGACGAGGGGUGGAGGGGCGGGACGUGGUUCAGGUUCAAGCGGUGGUGGAGACGGUUAUUCGGGCGUGGAUAG